AUGGCGCUCUCCGCCGGUCGCCGGUUCUCCACCACCGCGUCCGCCUCCUCCGCAGCCGCCGCGGCGCCGCCGAAGCUCUCCUCGCUGUUCCGCAACCCGAAGCCUCGACCGCGGCCGGACCCCGGCGUCGAGGCGCCGCGGCGGGGGCCGAGGCCCAGGCCGAGGCAGCCGUGGGAGGAGGAGGCGAGGGCGCUGCUGCGGCGGCUCCACGAGGUGGGCUACCUCCCGGGGCCCGACCUCUCUUCGGCGCCGCACGCUGUCUCCCCCGACGCCGUCAAGACCGCCGCCGAGCGGUUCGGGCACGCCCACCAGCCCGUCGCCAAAUGGCUGUCUGGGAGUGAUUUGAAGAAGGUUGCCUUGUUUGGGUGUCCCACUGUUGAGCGAAGAACGGUUUUCGCAUCAAAAAGAUUAAGAGCCUUCUUCAACAUCCAGGAAGACAAAAUAUGCAGCUCUUGUAAACUGAGAAGUUCGUGCAAGUUUGUGAACCAGGAAGUGCCUAGGCAUAAUAAAGUGAUUCUAUCAGAUACGAUGAGAGUUGUUUCUUUGUUUGUACUGGAUGCUUGCGCGCAGCAACUCCAGGUUACUGCUGAGUUAAAAGCCAGCAUCUGCAAGCUGCUAAAGGACACCAUAAAUCUUAGCAGUUAA
This is a messenger RNA of Miscanthus lutarioriparius, 645 nucleotides long. The record is from the annotation of a GenBank genome assembly. Lineage: Eukaryota; Viridiplantae; Streptophyta; Magnoliopsida; Poales; Poaceae.